Molecule: messenger RNA, 2498 nt
Organism: Olea europaea var. sylvestris
Lineage: Eukaryota; Viridiplantae; Streptophyta; Magnoliopsida; Lamiales; Oleaceae
Exons: 18
Coding region: 344-2164 (606 amino acids)
Source: RefSeq, a predicted model, not a curated record
GUAUGAAAAGAUGUGUGGUUAAAAUCAUGAUUUUAUUAUUGGCGAUUUGCAUAAUUUUAUGUUGAUUUUGAUAUAAGAGUAGGAAGAUGAAGUUACCGUUCAUUCGUACUUUUUAUAACCGAGACAAACUGUCAUGAUUUAAACUUCCAAACUCUUAUCUGGUCAAUUCUUUUUCGCUUCUUUAACUGAUGUAAGAAUAUCUUAAAAACUGUAAACUACAAAGAAAAACUGGAUCUAUCUAUGGAAAAGUUCUUGGUUUGAAACUCUUACUGCGUUCUUGAUUCAACAGUUAGCGUUCGGUGCAAGCAGCCUUCUUGAGGUUCAUAUUUGAACUUCUCGACAAAUGGAGGAUGAUAAGAAGAAGAAAAAGAAAAACAAGAAGAAGAAGAAUACGCAGGCUACUAAACUGACAGAAUGUGCCACAGAAUCAACUUCUGACAAUCAGAGCUAUGUUUCUGAGAUGGCGCCAGAUAAUAACAGUCAAGUUUUGGGAAUUCCAGUGUUACAAAAUGAUCUUGAUCAGAAAAAAGAUGUUGAUAUGGACAGAAGUCUUGCUAAUGGCACUGAAGGUAUAACUUUUUCUGAAGCUGAGGAACAGUAUUGUCAUGACAGGGAGGCCAGCUUGCAAGAGAAAAUUAAACAAUUGCAGACUGAAAAAGAUGCAAGCACAUAUAAAGAGGCUAUCCUCGAGGAGAAAAUGAAACAGUUGCUGAAGGAAAGAGAUGAAAAUUUACAAAAGGAGGCUAGCCAAGAAGGGAAAAUCACACAGUUACAAAGUGAAAAGGAUGCAUUCAUGCAGAAAGAGGAUAGUCUAGAAGAGAAAAUUGAACAAUUGCAAAAGGGCAAGGAUGCUUAUUUGCAAAAAGAGGCUGAUCUAGAGAGGAAAAUUCUACAACUAGAGGGUGAGAAAGAUAUGUGGCUGGAGAAAGAGGUUGGUUUUGAAGAGAUAAUUAAUCAACUGGAGAAUGAAUUGGCCGUUCUAAAUUUAAAAGGGGCAACCUUAGAAGAAAGGAUAAAACAUAUGGAAAAAGAAAGAGAUUCCUGGGUCCAAAAGCAGUUGCUUUUGUUUAGGAAAACAAGCCCUGCAAACGAGAGUCCUCUUAAGGUUAGUAUAGAAGAGAAAAUUAAACAAUUGCAAAAGGGCAAGGAUGCAUAUUUGCAAAAAGAGGCUGAUCUAGAGAGGAAAAUCCUACAACUAGAGAGUGAGAAAAAUUUGUGGCUCAAGAAAGAGGUUGGUUUUGAGGAGAAAACUAAUCAGCUGGAGAAUGAAGUGGACAUUCUAAAUUUAAAAGGGGCGAGCUUGGGCGAAAGGAUAAAACAUAUGGAAAAAGAAAGAGAGUUCUGGGUCCAAAAGCAGAAUUCAACAGAGGAAGCAAUUGGCACACUUGAAAAUGAUAACACAAAAUUACGAGCUGAGGUGAUGGAGUUGGUAGAGUCGAAGAGGAGGAAUCUCUUACUAGAAAAUCAUCUUUUGACAAAAAACAUGUCUAGUCUUCAGUCACAGAUCAAUAAACUAGAGAGCAAUGUUGCUUUUUCUCGCUCUUCUGUAGAGUACGACGAGCUCACCUCUGAGAAUGGGGAUGCAGACUAUCGGAUAGAAGCUGCACAUCCAAUGGUUGAGAAUUUGAUUAGAGAAAAUGCAGAGCUUGUUGGGAAGGUGGAUGAGUUGUAUUCUAAGCUUGAGCAAAGGGGUGGUGCAAAACUGGAAAUCUCUUCCUCUGUUGUCUCUGAUCCAAAGGAUGUGAUUCCUCAACCAGCUAAUGUUGCCGAUAACUCAGCUCUUGCGCUGCAUCCAACAGUUGGAGCUUCCAAUGGACGUGGAUCUGCACAAGCAACUGAUUCCUCGUCUGAAGCUGGUAAGAUGACGUUUAUGUCGAGUGAGAGGACCGAGUCCUUGGAAGAUGUCAUCAUCAAUGACAAAGAUGGUAAUGCACUUGCAAAUUCUUCGGACUUGGAGUCCAAUGAAAUUGUGCAAAUUCCAUUGGAUGAGAACAAAGUUAUGGAUGCAUCUGAUUUAGAGGCGGGACAAAAUGAUGAGAAAAUCGAUGUCCCACUUUCAGAAGCUCCUUUGAUUGGUGCGCCAUUCCGUUUAAUAUCCUCUUUUGCUAGAUAUGUAAGUGGUGCCGAUUUAGUUGAUAAGAACUCUGGAAGCUCAGCUAUAUGACAUCCUAGCUUCGCGUUAUAACGUUUACCAUUUUGUAGACACAAAAUAUUGACACCACAGAUAUGAUGAGACAUAAAGCCAUUGUUUUUAACAGGCAGAUAGAAGCCUCCCAGAGUCUGGGAAAAGCAUUAUUCUUGAAGCUAUUGACCUCUUGUUGGUCAUAACUUCCGGUAUCUGUUUUUGUAGAAGAUCUAGUAUGAAGUUAUUUUAGCUUUGAUUUAGCGGAGUUAUUCAGUUACUAUAGUACGAUUGACUUGAUACGUUGGAUUGGACAAAAGAUUCUUUCUUUCGAGUGUCAUUGUUCUUUAAUUCUAACCAAUCCAAUGUGGCAUGC